AUGAUUCGGGCCGUGUUGAUUUUUAACAAUAAUGGCAAGCCUCGUUUAAUGAAAUUCUAUGAUAAUAUGUCAGAAGAACUGCAGCAAAAACUUCUCAAUGAAACUUUCCUCCUUGUAUCGAAGCGUGAUGACAAUGUGUGCAAUUUUCUUGAAGGUGGAAACAAUUUAUUUUCUGGACACGAUUGUCGUAUUAUUUAUCGGCACUAUGCAACGCUCUACUUCGUGUUUUGUGUCGAUGCAACGGAAAGUGAAUUGGGCAUUCUUGAUCUCAUCCAGGUAUUUGUUGAAGCACUGGACAAGUCCUUCGAAAGUGUUUGCGAACUAGACUUGAUAUUUCACUCUGAUAAAGUUCAUUUCCUCCUCAACGAGCUAAUCAUUGGCGGUAUGGUCUUAGAAACGCAUAUUAGUGAAAUUGUUUAUCAUAGUGAGGAGCAAAAUAAACUGGAAAAACAAGAGCAACCCACUCUCCCAAUCGCCCCUUCUCGUGCUGUGUCUGCUGUGAAGGAUUUGAAGAUAGCACAGAAAUUGAAGGAUAUCAAACUUCCAGAAAUUCCUUACUUGAAUUCACGCCUCCAUCUUACCUGA
Hydatigera taeniaeformis is the source of this 585-nucleotide messenger RNA. Lineage: Eukaryota; Metazoa; Platyhelminthes; Cestoda; Cyclophyllidea; Taeniidae. The record is from the annotation of a GenBank genome assembly.